AUGACCAAAUGGAAGGACAGAGUAAGGAAGGCUUUGAGGGAUGCUGGAAAACCAUAUUUGACUCGAAGAGGAGAACAAAAACCAGGGAAAAAUCCACCCAAACUGCUGAGUGGAAGAACCGUAUAUGUGAUAUUGUCUGGCUGUAUGGUGACAGAGAAAGGCUGUCGUUAUGUGUCUUCAGCUCUGAGUUCAAUCCCCUCACACCUGAGAGAGCUGGAUCUGAGCUACAAUCACCCAGGAGAUUCAGGAGUCAAACUACUCUCUGAAAAACUGGAGGAUCCAAACUGCACAUUGGACAAACUCAAUGUGGAUCAUGGAGGAGAGUCCAUGCUUACACCUGGACUACAGAAAUAUGCCUGUUUUCUCACACUGGAUCCAAACACAGCAAACACUCAACUUGUUCUCUCUGAGGAGGACAGAAAGGUGAUGGGUGUGAAAGAGAAACAGUCGUAUCCUGAUCAUCCAGACAGAUUUGAUCAGGUGUCUCAGGUGUUGUGUAGAGAGAGUGUGUGUGGACGCUGUUACUGGGAGAUUGAGUGGAGUGGACAAGAUGGUGUGCGUAUAUCAGUGUCAUAUAAGAGCAUCAACAGGAAGGGACGGGGUGUUCAGUCUGAGUUUGGAUGUAAUGAUCAGUCCUGGAGUUUGUUCUGCUCUGCUGACAGAUACUUAUUCAGACACAAUGACAAAUAUACUGAUCUCCCUGUUGAGCACAUGAGCAGUAAAAUAGGAGUGUAUGUGGAUGUGAGUGCAGGAACUCUGUCCUUCUACAGCAUCUCUGACACAAUGAACCUUAUCCACACAGUCCAGACCACAUUCACUCAGCCGCUCUAUCCUGGAUUUACUGUUUAUCCUGGAUCUAAUGUUGGUUACGAAUCAUCAGUGAAACUGUGUUGA
Molecule: messenger RNA, 894 nt
Organism: Labeo rohita (rohu)
Lineage: Eukaryota; Metazoa; Chordata; Actinopteri; Cypriniformes; Cyprinidae
Product: stonustoxin subunit alpha
Exons: 4
Coding region: 1-894 (297 amino acids)
Molecular function (GO): protein binding
Source: RefSeq, a predicted model, not a curated record